Molecule: messenger RNA, 6073 nt
Organism: Penaeus indicus
Lineage: Eukaryota; Metazoa; Arthropoda; Malacostraca; Decapoda; Penaeidae
Product: myosin heavy chain, muscle-like
Exons: 22
Coding region: 120-5855 (1911 amino acids)
Biological process (GO): sarcomere organization; muscle contraction
Cellular component (GO): myosin II complex; myosin filament; cytoplasm
Molecular function (GO): microfilament motor activity; ATP binding; actin filament binding
Source: RefSeq, a predicted model, not a curated record
AGACGCCCAUCAUCUGUGGUCUGGUUGGUCGGUAUUCUGUGCCGCCCGGACUGGUUUAAGAGGAUCAAGAGCCGUUUCCGUGAGUCUGAUUCCCUUCGGUCUCGAGCGCAGCCGCCGCCAUGCCUGGCCACGUCGUCAAGAGCACCGGGCCCGACCCCGACCCCACCGAGUUCCUGUUCGUCUCCUUGGAACAGAAGCGCAUCGACCAGACCAAGCCUUACGACGCCAAGAAGUCCUGCUGGGUUCCUGAUGAGAAAGGUGGCUUCCACGAAGGUGAGAUCCAAGGAACUAAGGGCGACUUGGUUACUGUGACCAUCCCCGGCGGUGAGACUAAGAAUUAUAAGAAGGACCUGGUGGCUCAGGUCAACCCUCCCAAGUACGAGAAAUGCGAGGACAUGUCCAACCUGACCUACCUGAACGAUGCCUCCGUCCUGUACAACUUGAAGACCCGUUACCAAGCCAGACUCAUCUACACCUACUCUGGUCUCUUCUGCAUCGCCGUCAACCCCUACAAGCGUUACCCUAUCUACACCAACCGAACCGUCAAGAUCUACCAGGGCAAGAGGCGUAACGAGGUGCCUCCCCAUCUCUUCGCCAUCUCCGACGGCGCCUACAUGAACAUGAUUCAAGCGGGCGAAAACCAGUCAAUGCUUAUCACGGGUGAGUCUGGCGCCGGCAAGACUGAGAACACGAAGAAGGUGCUGUCCUACUUCGCCAACGUCGGCGCCUCCAAAAAGAAGGGAGAUGACAACAAACCGAACUUGGAAGACCAAAUCGUCCAGACGAAUCCUAUCCUGGAGGCCUUCGGCAACGCGAAGACUACCCGCAACGACAAUUCUUCUCGCUUCGGUAAGUUCAUCCGCAUCCACUUCGCCCCCAACGGCAAGCUCUCCGGCGGCGACAUCGAGGUGUACCUGCUGGAGAAGGCUCGCGUCAUCUCGCAGCAGCCGCUCGAGCGAUCCUACCACAUCUUCUACCAACUUAUGUCCGACCAGGUCCCACUGAUCAAGCCUCACUGCCUUCUCAGCAACAACAUCUACGACUAUCACUUCGUGUCUCAGGGCAAAGUAACCGUGCCAUCCAUCGACGACAAAGAGGACAUGGAAUUUACUCAUCAAGCCUUCGAUGUUCUCAAUUUCUCUGAACAAGAGCGAUUAGACUGCUACGCUCUCACUGCUGUCGUAAUGCACUUCGGUGAGAUGAAGUUCAAGCAGCGUGGUCGCGAGGAGCAGGCUGAGCCCGACGGCACCGACGUUGGCGAGACCAUCGGAAAGCUGUUGCUUGUUGACGGGACGGAACUAUACAAGAAUCUGUGCAAACCCAAGAUUAAGGUCGGUGCCGAAUUCGUGACGCAAGGCAGGAACGUAGAUCAAGUGAGCUACUCCGUCGGUGCCCUUGCUAAGGCCAUGUUUGAUCGCUUGUUCAGGUGGAUGGUGAAGAAGUGUAACGUUGCACUUGAAACCGGACAGAAGCGUGCCAUGUUCAUCGGUGUGCUCGACAUUGCCGGUUUCGAGAUCUUCGACUUUAACGGCUUCGAGCAGAUCUGCAUCAACUUCUGUAAUGAAAAGUUGCAACAGUUCUUCAACCACCACAUGUUCGUGCUGGAGCAAGAGGAAUACAAGAGGGAAGGCAUUAACUGGACCUUCGUGGACUUCGGUAUGGAUCUGCAGGCUUGCAUCGAACUUUUCGAGAAGAAACUUGGAAUUCUUGCCAUCCUUGAGGAGGAAUCCAUGUUUCCUAAGGCUACCGACAAGUCAUUUGAAGAAAAGCUGAAAGCCAAUCAUUUGGGAAAAUCACCCUGCUUCGUCAAGCCGAAGCCACCCAAGCCCGGCCAGAAGGAGGCGCACUUCUCCAUCGUCCACUACGCCGGCACGGUGCCCUACAACCUCACCGGCUGGCUCGAGAAGAACAAGGACCCCCUCAACGACUCUGUUGUGGACCAGCUCAAGAAGUCCAGCAACGCCCUCCUUGUGGACCUUUUUGCCGAUCACCCUGGUCAAUCCGGAGGUGCUGACGAGGGCAAAGGAAAGGGUGGUCGAGGUAAAGGUUCUGGCGGGUUCAAGACAGUGUCAUCAGGAUACAGGGAGCAGCUCAACAACUUGAUGAAGACCCUGAACGCCACGCACCCCCACUUUAUCCGUUGCAUCGUACCUAAUGAAACGAAGUCUCCCGGUGUUGUUGACGCCGGUCUCAUCAUGCACCAGCUGACCUGCAACGGCGUGCUCGAGGGCAUCCGUAUCUGCCGAAAGGGCUUCCCCAACAGGAUGGUGUACCCCGACUUCUGCCAUCGCUACGCCAUCUUGGCCUCGAAAGCAAUGGCCGCUGCAGGGGACCAGAAGGCUGCGGCGGGAGUGUGCCUCAGUGCCAUUUCGCUGCCGGAGGAAAACUACCGACUUGGUAACACAAAGGUGUUCUUCCGGGCUGGAGUUUUGGGCCAGUUGGAGGAAAUCCGCGACGACCGCCUCGCCAAAGUGCUCUCGUGGCUGCAGGCUUGGAUCAGAGGCUUCACGAGCCGAAUCCAAUACAAGAAGCUCCAGGAGCAGCGCGUCUCCCUCAUCGUCGUGCAGCGCAACCUGAGGAAGUACCUCAAGCUCCGCAACUGGCCUUGGUACCGCAUGUGGCAGAAGGUCAAGCCGCUCCUCAACGUCACUCGCGUCGAGGACGAGAUACGCGCCCUCGAGGAGAAGGCGGCCAAGGCCCAGCAGGAUUUUGAACGCGAAGCUAAACUACGCAAGGAGCUUGAGGUUGCCAACGUUACUCUUCUUGAGGAGAAGAAUAAUUUGAUGGCUGCUCUCGACUCUGCCAAGGGAAAUGCCAGCGACUUCCUUGACAAACAAGCCAAGCUUCAGGCCCAGAAGGCCGAUCUUGAAGCACAGCUCAAUGAAACCACCGAGCGCCUACAAAGUGAGGAGGAAGCCAAGAAUCAGCUGUUUCAGGGAAAGAAGAAAACGGAGCAAGAGGUUUCAGGCCUGAAGAAGGAUCUCGAAGACAUGGAACUCGUUAUUCAGAAGCUUGAGCAGGAGAAGUCGACAAAGGACCACCAGAUCCGCAACCUGAAUGACGAGGUGUCCCACCAGGACGAACUCAUCAAUAAAAUCAACAAGGAGAAGAAGCACCUGCAGGAAUGCAACCAAAAGACCGCUGAAGACCUCCAGGGCGUCGAGGAUAAGUGCAACCAUCUUAAUAAGGUCAAAUCAAAGCUUGAGCAAACCUUGGAUGAGCUUGAAGAUUCCCUUGACCGAGAAAAGAAGCUUCGCACUGAAGUGGAAAAAGCCAAAAGGAAGGUAGAGGGAGACUUCAGGCUGUGCCAGGAAGCGAUCGCCGACUUAGAGCGUAACCAAAAGGAACUUGAACAAAAUAUCCAACGAAAGGAUAAGGAAGUGUCGGGCGUCUCCAAUAAGCUUGAAGAAGAGCAAGGCGUCGUUUCGAAGGUGCAGAGACAGAUCAAGGAACUGCAGUCUCGCAUCGAGGAGUUGGAAGAGGAGAUCGAGCACGAGCGCCAGUCCCGGGCGAAGGCUGAGAAGUCGAAGAGCAACUUGAAUCGAGAGCUUGAGGAACUUGGAGAGCGUCUUGACGAAGCUGGCGGAGCCACUGCUGCGCAGAUUGAGCUGAACAAGAAGCGAGAGGCAGAGCUUGUCAAGCUCCGCCGCGACUUGGAGGAGUCCACGAUUCAGCACGAGGCGGCGCUGGCCGGCCACCGCAAGAAGCACAACGACGCCCUCGCGGAAAUGUCCGACCAAAUCGAUCACCUCAACAAAAUGAAAGCCAGACUUGAAAAGGACAAGGAUACCAUCAAGCGUGAUGCCGAUGACGCAAGAGCGGCUUUGGACGGAGUUACACGUGACAAGGCUGCCGCUGAGAAGACGAUCAAGCAGAUGCAGCAGAACACGAACGAGAUUCAGGCACGGCUGGAUGAGUCUAACCGCACACUGAAUGACUAUGAUGCUGCUAAGAAGAAGCUUGUGGUUGAAAAUGCUGAUCUCCUUCGUCAGUUGGAAGAGGCUGAGAGUCAAAUUGGUCAGCUUACAAAGCUGAAGCUUUCACUAACGAAUCAGCUCGACGACACCAGGAAACUUGCUGAUGACGAGAGCAGGGAACGUGCAACGAUCCUUGGCAAGUUCCGUAACCUGGAGCACGACAUCGAUGGUUUGCGCGAGCAGCUCGACGAGGAGAGCGAGGGCAAGGCCAACGUGAUGCGGCAGCUCUCCAAGGCCAACGGCGAGGCCCAGAUGUGGCGCUCCAAGUACGAGUCGGAAGGCGUCGCCCGCGCCGAGGAGCUGGAGGCCUCGCGCUUGAAGCUGGCUGCUCGACUCGAAGAGGCUGAAGGACAGAUCGAGCAACUGAACAUGAAAAAUCUCAGCCUCGAGAAGACGAAGCAACGUCUUUCUACUGAGAUUGAGGACAUGCAGAUCCAGGUAGAGCGGGCGCAGACUUUGGCAAAUUCUGCUGAGAAGAAACAAAAGAACUUCGAUCGCAUCAUUAGCGAGUGGAAAAUGAAGGUAGAUGACCUCUCCGCCGAACUGGACAGUUCGCAGAAGGAGUGUCGUAAUUAUUCAACUGAACUUUUCCGCGUUAGGGCUGCCUAUGAGGAAAACCUUGACCAGCUUGACACGGUUCGUCGUGAGAAUAAGAAUCUUGGGGAUGAGAUCAAAGACCUAAUGGAUCAGAUUGGAGAAGGAGGCCGCUCACUUCACGAGAUCCAGAAGAAUUCCAGGCGUCUGGAGAUCGAAAAGGAAGAGCUCCAGGCAGCCCUCGAAGAGGCUGAGGCAGCGCUAGAGCAGGAGGAAAAUAAGGUGCUUCGUGCUCAGCUUGAACUGAGCCAAGUACGACAGGAGAUUGACAGGCGCAUCCAAGAGAAGGAGGAAGAGUUUGAUAAUACUCGCAAGUGUCACCAACGGGCUAUUGACUCCAUGCAAGCUUCCCUUGAGGCCGAGUCCAAGAGCAAAGCCGAGGCACUGCGCAUGAAGAAGAAGCUCGAGUCGGACAUCAACGAGCUUGAAAUCUCCCUCGACCACUCCAACAAGGCCAAUGUCGACCUCCAGAAGCACAUUAAGAAGAUCCAGAACGAUAUGAAGGACUUGCAAGUUCGCAUGGAGGAGGAGCAGCGACUGUCUUCGGAUUACCGUGAUCAAUAUAACAUGUCGGAGCGUCGCGCCAACGCUCUCCACGGUGAACUGGAGGAGUCACGCACCCUUCUGGAGCAGUCUGACCGCGGACGCCGCCAGGCUGAGUCCGAGUUGGCCGAAGCGAACGAGAACAACGCCAGCCUCGCAGCGCAGGUCAACUCCAUGACAGUCGCCAAGAGAAAGCUGGAGGGCGAGAUGCAGACCCUUCAGGCCGACCUUGAGGAGAUGCUGAACGAAGCCAGGAACUCGGAGGAGAAGGCCAAGAAGGCCAUGGUUGACGCCGCUCGCCUGGCCGACGAGCUCCGUGCCGAGCAAGAGCACGCCCAGAACCAACAGAAGAUGCGCAAGGGCCUUGAAGCAUCUCUCAAGGAACUUCAGCUACGUCUGGAGGACGUCGAGGGCAAUGCCAUGAAGACUGGAAAGAAGGCAAUUUCCAAACUUGAAAGCAGAGUCCGUGAACUGGAGAGCCAGGUUGAUGACGAGGCUCGCCGUCACGCCGACGCCCAGAAGAACCUGAGGAAGUGCGAGAGGCGCAUCAAGGAGCUCAGCUUCCAGUCCGACGAGGACAAGAAGAACCACGAGAGGAUGCAGGACCUGGUCGACAAGCUCCAGCAGAAGAUCAAGACCUACAAGCGCCAGAUCGAGGAGGCCGAGGAGAUCGCCGCCCUCAACCUGGCCAAGUUCCGCAAGGCCCAACAGGAGCUGGAGGAGGCUACCCAUUGCGCUUAAGUUUAUAUUUCCUACAAUUACCUAGUCAUAGAGACAAAUCUAAAAUGCUGAUCAUCGCAGAUGGAGGAACUUUUUGUUGUCAGUUUUGUAAAGAGUGAAUAAAAGAUACACAUAGGAAUUCUCUAAUAUUUAGAUAUUGAGAAACUACUGUAUUGCUCAAAUCGGAAUUGCCAAAUCCUACUUCUGUAUCUGUCCUAGAUUACUCCUAAUAAAUAAGA